Molecule: messenger RNA, 3591 nt
Organism: Gloeophyllum trabeum ATCC 11539
Lineage: Eukaryota; Fungi; Basidiomycota; Agaricomycetes; Gloeophyllales; Gloeophyllaceae
Exons: 4
Coding region: 1-3591 (1196 amino acids)
Biological process (GO): regulation of transcription by RNA polymerase II
Cellular component (GO): nucleus
Molecular function (GO): DNA-binding transcription factor activity, RNA polymerase II-specific
Source: RefSeq, a predicted model, not a curated record
AUGUCUGCUCCUCUCAUAUGGCCGACGAAAAGAUUUUUCUAUCCCAUCGGAAACACUCCCGCCGUCUGUCUCACGCAGGACCUCCCGCCUGGGCAGUCGGCUGAUGUGCUUCUCCUUGGGUGUGGAGACGUGCGGAACGUUCUCUACACUGUGUACGCGGAUCUACCCUCUCCAGCGGGUCCCCGCAAGCUCGAUUUCACCUGUUGCGACUAUCAGCCGGCGCUACUAGCGCGCAAUAUUUUGCUUUAUGUUCUUGUCGUCGAGAACCAACCUAUCGACAAGAUCUGGAACAUCUAUUAUCAUUUCUUUGUUGACAAGGCGUCCUUGGCGGUCCUUGUCCGUUACUGUGACACCCUUCUUGCUUGCUCACAAACCGUCGAGGAAUGGCAUCAGAGCAAGUUUGGAUCUUGGCUUAGAGUCCUAGACCGCAAUACGCUGGCAGAGAUUCGGCAGUGUUGGCAGUCGUACGCGAGCCUUCAUCCGAUUGACCCAGGAAAGAAUGCAAGGCUCAGGAAGGAAUUCAAGGAGGUCUCGGCAAAGAACGGUAGCCGUUCAUGCGUGGGCGCUGCACGUUCGGCAGGGCCUCUGAUGGCUGCCGCACUCACAGUGAUGUCUGACCUUUUCGACCGGUUCUGGAAGUCGGGCACGACCUUCCUCAGCGAAAGAGAAAUUCGAACGUCCGCCAUGAUCAAUCCCACUUUCGUCUAUGCUCUUCAUGGCGAGAGGUUUGAACCUCAUUAUGGCACGUUCCCCCUCCAGUCCUUCCACCUUGCCGGGGCUUUUGUUCCCGAUGGGCGGAUUUCAGCGCCCAUCGGAUCGAAGGAGAGGGUUGUUCAAGUAGCGAGAGAGCAGUUCUCGGCGUGGUGCCACCGCUUUCGGGAGAUUGCGAACCUUGGAGGGUCCCCUUCGGUGGUUGUUCGAUUCUACGCCGGGGACGCUCUGGCUUUUUGCAAUGGCCUAUCGCACUGUGCAAGGACGCGGGAUGCUCACAGUCCGAUAUACUCUGGCCCCUGGAGGAGCCGUCCCAUUGUCCUCGAUCAGCUCAUCUGUACUGGAGCUCCCACAUCUUUUGACACGAUCGAUACCUCGAACUUGACUGACCACAUCGGAUUAUUGAAUAUUCUGCUCGCUGCCGAACCUCUCGUCAACGAGAGCAGUUCCGUUCUGUACACGGAGACACUGCUGCCGCUGGGAACAAACGCCGCGCGCUCGUUUAUCGACAGGAUCUGCGGAGACCCUCAGGUCAUGGGAGUCCUCAUUGGCCUGGUCCCUCGACCUUUGCUCACAGGAUUCCAGACCAAUUCUUAUAGUCACGAACUUAUGCUCCAAGAAUUAGUCAGUGACAUUGGACGAAGUCAGUUUCAUGAACGCGUCUCUUGGGUACGGCCUGCUGAUGGUGACAACGUGCGAGGUGACGAACCAUUACUUCUACGUGAUGCGUCCGACCCUGCCUCACUGGGCGAGCUCUUCUUCGAUAUCUACGACAAAAUACUAGAUUUCGAGCGAAUGGCGCAUCUGACGCGCAUUGCGAUGUCGUCGCAGAAUGCUCUUGCUGAGAUGCAGAGUAUGAGUGUAGUACACUAUACUCGCGGGACGGUUGCGCAGCUGCUGAAGCACAUCCGUAAGCGAGUUCGAUUUUCGGACAUCAAUUGGAAUCAAGCUGUCGAGUUCUUCACGACGAUGGCGAAGAAUGAUAGGCGCCGUAUGGUGGGGAUGAACUUUAUCCAGGAGCUGUACCUCCAGCUCCAUAUGCACGGCCUGUAUACCAUGGCAUUCCUUGGAUACGAUUGGAGGAAGGUCCCUGAAAUUCGACACCCGCCACCGCCGAAAAUCUUCCGCUCGUGGUCGCAUGUUCCGCCAGUGGUCUGCCUCGCAUUGAGCGUUCCUCGCUCAGCGUUGCACCCAUUGCUCGAUAGUACCCUGCAAGGCUCGCCGAUAUUACAAAUGCAGCUGACCACGCCAGAAGGUGAUUGCAAUACAUUUGCUGCCCUCCACGGUAUGCCCGGAAAGAUAGUACCUGCCACAGAAUACCCUGUGCUCCAGGACAGGGAGGCGUCAUUUCAGGACGCCACAUCAUUCGUUUUCUGCUGUUGGGUGCCUACAUGGCUGCUCACGCUUCCCCGUACGAGAGUCAAUCUCGUCAUCCAGUCUACGCCACAGGCGAUGAUGGCGCUUCUACCACGAUUGGGAAUGAUGCUAUCCUUGUACGCUGUGCCACUGACAGAUGCGGAUAGUGUACAAGUUCUACGUUCGCCUCCAGGCAUCCCAUCCGAUUUCGAACUUCGUGAUAAUAUCCGCCCUGGUUCAGUCUCCUUGAGUAAUGCUGUUACUGAUGUCUGUAUUUUGGGCAAGCAGAUUCGUUCGUUCAGCAGACGUCUCGAUAACAUGAGUCAAGACGCCAAGGCAGUUCUGUCACAACGCGCGGCCGUGUCUUGCGAGCAAGUUGGGCCGUGUACUAUCGAGGUAUCGAUUGGUCGGUUCAAGCAUACGGCUGCCUUCCCAUUCCCUGUCGUAGGAACGCGGUGCAAGCUAAGGAUAGCCCGAACUUCAGGUUACGUGGAGGUUACCGUCCCGCCGUCUGGUCCCUUCCCCCCCGGCGGGUAUCACCUAAAUCCCUUUCCUGUCCGCUCUGGACGGUCACCCGCACCAUGGGGCUUGCAUGCUAUCAACCUCGAUGUUAUGCCCACAAUCGAUGUCAGCGAUGCCAAGCGACACCUUCAGUGGCUGAACCCGCACGUCGCCCUCCAAAUGUCCGACCGCGAGCGCGCCCUGCGCGACAGCGAUUCGGGCGCGUCGGACGCGCUCAUGAACAUCAAGGACAGCAUACACGUGCUCUUUAUGCGUUUCACCGGUCUGCAGGGCGGCCAGGCCAUCCGCGUAUAUGGGCUCACAGAUCCCGACAGGCUCGGCAUGCACACCAUCGUUUUCGUGAAUAAGCUGCGCCUCGACCUCCCCGCGUUCACCGUUGUUCUGGACGCCGCGGUUAUACCACUCGAUCGAGAUCUCAUGCCGCGCCUCAAGACUGGCUUGCAGGCGCUCACCAACCGAGGUGGCCUCUGUAAUGUCGUUACGCGGGGAGUUGAGGCGGAGCUUUGGAGGAAGUAUCUUCCGGCUGCGGUCGAGCGCUGUAGGACGUGGGGCCACAAGGAGAGUUGCGAGUACAAGGAUACGCGCCCUGGGGAAACGAGCAUCCCGUUAUCGACGCAGGUCGAUCAGCCUUGCAUUUGUUCGUGCGGGCGCGGAGUUGAUCUCGAAUCAUUCAAAGCGAUGGAUGCAAUGCCCAGCUGGAGGUACCUCCGGCCGUAUGCGACCCGUGCUGCUAUCGGCCCGCUUUUCGCUGUAUCGUAUGUCGAGCCGGUAGCCUCGAGGCUCAGCGGACUCGUGAAGAAGAUGCAGGAGGGUCUCGUCGGCCCUGGUGCGACAGCGUCUCCGGUCUCUGAUACCAGGGAGAAAUGCAAGGCAUGCGGGGGAGCGGGUAAGCCGACGUUGUUGGUCUGUGGUCGCUGUAAGGCGACGAAGUACUGCUCUGCCGCGUGUCAGAGAGCAGACUGGAAGGAGCACAAGCAGGUGUGCCACGCGGGGUUGAAGUGA